This is a messenger RNA of Rhinichthys klamathensis goyatoka, 966 nucleotides long. RefSeq names its product transmembrane BAX inhibitor motif containing 4 (gene tmbim4). Gene Ontology annotation, biological process: negative regulation of apoptotic process. Gene Ontology annotation, cellular component: membrane. The record is from RefSeq and is a predicted model, not a curated record. The transcript is spliced from 7 exons. NCBI's taxonomy places the organism in Eukaryota, Metazoa, Chordata, Actinopteri, Cypriniformes, Leuciscidae. The coding region runs from base 101 to 811 and encodes 236 amino acids.
CAAUAUAAACCACCAAAAGAAGAAAAAAGGCAGACGACGGAAGAGACCUUUGGAUUAUCACAAUUUGUCAGUAAAUGAUACUCGUUAAAUACGAUCAAACAUGAAUGAAGAGAAGUAUCCGCGAUCAUCUAUUGAGGAUGAUUUUAAUUAUGGCACGAACGUCGCGACAGCGAGUGUGCACAUCCGGAUGGAUUUCCUCCGCAAGGUCUACACCAUCCUUUCACUGCAGAUUAUCAUCACCACUGCUGUAUCUGCCCUUUUCAUGCUCUGCAACCCCAUUAAAACAUUUGUGCACGAAAGUCCCGCUCUGGUGCUGAUAUCUGCUAUCGGGUCCCUUAUCCUGCUUCUUGCAUUGGCUGUGUACCGUCACCAGCACCCCGUCAAUCUUUAUUUGCUGUUUGGAUUUACUCUGCUGGAGUCUCUGUCUGUAGCCACUGCAGUGUCAUUUUAUGAGUACGCAAUAGUGCUUCAGGCCUUUGUGCUCACGUCUGCCGUGUUCCUGGGUCUCACUGCCUACACUUUCCAGUCUAAAAGAGACUUCAGCAAGCUCGGAGCCAGUCUGUUUGCUGGCCUGUGGAUCUUGAUCAUUGCAAGCUUUAUGAGGCUUUUCUUCUACAACGACACAAUGGAGUUGGUCUUCGCCGGGGCUGGAGCUCUGCUGUUCUGCGGGUUCAUUAUUUUCGAUACCCACUUGCUGAUGCAUAAGCUGUCCCCCGAGGAACACGUUCUGGCAUCCAUCAAUCUGUACCUGGACAUAGUCAACCUGUUCCUGUACAUCCUGCGCAUUCUCGACUCCAUGAAGAAACACUGAAUGUUGUGAUGCUCUUCUUCAAUUUCAGAGGUGAAUCUGGGUGCAGUGCUGGGAGUGGUACAAAAAUAUUAUACUUUGAUUUUCUUUAACUUAAAUUUUGACACUGUUUGAACUAAUCGAAUUAUAAUGUAUUGUUAAUUAGAAUCCAAAUUAAG